AUGGUGCUUAGGUUUGUUGUAGCUAAUGAUGUUGGACCUAAAUCCAGAACUUGCGCUGCACACCACGCUGAUGAAUCCGGAAGUGACGUGAACAAGUUGUCCUGCAAAACGAGCUGUCGGCAACCUGCAAGUGCCGCAGCGAGUAAAAAUAGCUCUAGCCCCGCCUCCCCUCACACAAAUACGGCAACAUACUCUUGCCUAAAACGUCUUUCCGUACCUGGAUUAAAGGAAUAUGAAAAUACGCUAAAUGUGAUCAAGAAAAUUGCAAAAUCGGGCCCAGAUACAGAUUCUAAGGCAUCAGAAGAACCUGAAGGAACCUUUGCCAAGAUAAUCCAAGCCAACAAAGAAAUUGCCAAGGAUGUACAUCAAGGUGACUUGUUAAAAACAACUGGACGCAGCGCUAUGUCCUGCACAGAGUGCUUGUGGCCCAAAUCUGCCAAUGGAACCGUUAUUGUGCCUUAUUCUUUUUCUUCAAAUUACGGUAGUUUGAACCUUGCCUUGUUUAAGACGUCAAUGGAGGAUUUCGAAACCCUUACUUGCAUUAGGUUUGUGCCUCGGACAACGGAGAAGGACUAUAUCAGUAUUGUGUCUGCACAGGGGUGUGUAUCAUAUUUGGGAAAAAUAGGUGGCGUUCAGAUGGUUGGACUAGAUAUCAAUGGUUGUAUGUUUAAAGGAACUAUACAACAUGAGCUAAACCAUGCACUGGGGUUCUACCAUGAGCAAACAAGGAGUGACCGGGAUAACUAUGUCACCAUCAUGUAUCAAAAUAUAGCACCAGCUUACACUGGAAAUUUUGACAAGCAAAACACUAACAAUCUUGGUCUGGAGUAUGAUUUUGGAUCAGUGAUGCAUUACAGCAGGUUUGCAUUCAGUAACACCUCAGGACAACCAACUAUUGUGACCAAACCUGACCCAAACAUCCCAAUUGGACAAAGAGAUGGACUAAGUGUUCUAGAUGUCUCUAAAAUCAACCGAUUGUAUCAAUGCGAUGUCUGUGCUUAUUUACUUAAUGAGAAGAAUGGAAGUCUAACCUCCGGCAACUACCCAUCAGCCUACCCUAAUAAUGCCAGCUGUGUUUGGCGGAUCAAAACACCAUCAGAUCAGGUUACAUUAAACAUUGUUGCCUUUGAUGUCCAGUCGUCACCCAAUUGUAUUUCUGACUAUAUUAGGAUUUAUGAUGGUCCCACUAAGAGAGAUCCCCUUUUGUUGGACAGUACUUGUGGCACUGGGUUGAUCCCUCCAAUUAUUGCAUCUACUAACCAGUUAUUGGUUGAAUUUUCCAGUGACAACAGUGGUACUGGGGUAGGCUUUAAAGCCUUAUACAGCUCAGUGCAAUGUGGAGGAACAUUCUUUACUCCUGGAAGAAACGUUACAUCCCCCUGGUACCCCUAUUACUAUCGUCCAAACAUGAAUUGCAACUACACCAUUACAGCUCCUGUUGGAAAGACGAUUUCCUUGACGGUUACUGAUUUUCAGAUAGAAGAUAGUCAGUUCUGCCUACAUGACUAUUUAGAGAUCCUGGAUGGGUCCACCUUGAAAGGUCGAUUCUGUGGGAACUAUGCAAUCCCCUCUUUUACUUCUCAAAGCAAUACACUGUGGCUGAGAUUUGUUAGUGAUGGCAGAGUUCAGUCUAGAGGCUUCCAGGCAUCAUAUAAAUUUGUGUAACUGAAGAUCAUCAGGCCCCAGAUUAUAGUGAAGUUCUACCAGUUCUCUCUACAUCACCAUUAACAUUACAUUUACAUAACAUUCUUGACUUUCUUUUACUUUACAAAAUUGCAGUUAAUGCUAGUAUAGAGAUUAAGAAAUUCUUUCAUAUGAUUUUUCAG
Molecule: messenger RNA, 1826 nt
Organism: Bufo gargarizans (Asiatic toad)
Lineage: Eukaryota; Metazoa; Chordata; Amphibia; Anura; Bufonidae
Product: embryonic protein UVS.2-like
Exons: 15
Coding region: 1-1665 (554 amino acids)
Biological process (GO): proteolysis
Molecular function (GO): zinc ion binding; metalloendopeptidase activity
Source: RefSeq, a predicted model, not a curated record